GGGCUCUCCUGAGCCAGCCACACAAAGUUUGUCAACUGCUCCUCACUUCUUCCCCCACGAUGGGAGAUGCAGAGAGCGGGAGUGCCCGUUGACGUGUGUAAGCCGCGGUGUGGGUUUGAUGUGAGCAGUCGGCGGGACUGUGUGGAUGAAGCGAGCCGACACACGUGUUGGCGCUGCCCGGCGCCCUGGGCGAUGACAGCCGAGCCCGAGUGAGAGGAGCCCUUCACAGCGGCGAUGACUUUGGCCGCGGUCUCCUGACUGGUGCGGGGUGGACAGUCGGCGGGAUGGAGGUGCAGGUGAUGUGCUGCCUGUGCUACUGGCUGCUGCUGCCGCUCUCCCUCUUGGCGGCUUGCCUCUUUCGCUACAACGCCUUGUCUCUGAUUUACCUGCUUUACUUGUUGCUGCUUCCACUGUUCUUUGGGCCCAGUGAACACACUGUGAGAGGCCACACUGGUCGUCUGCUCAAGGCACUGCUGGCAACAAGCAUUCUCUUCCUGUGUGCGCAAGGAGGCUUUCAGGUCGCCCUGUAUGUUUUGAAAGAUGAGGAUUUGUUGGGCUAUAAUUGCAGCACAUGGGAAACCCUGUCCAGACACAUUGGAGUUACCAGGCUCAAUCUGAAUGAUAUUGCAAACAGCGUUCGACUGGUGGCUCCAGAUUUGGGAAUAUUUAUCAUCAGUUGCAUCACACUAGUUUUUUGUAGUCGCUUGACUAAGAGAAGGAAGUCAAUCCUGAGCAAGGACGCAGUCAGCAGUGAGGAAGAGGAUGUGGAAGAGGAAGGUUCUGAGUUGGAAGACGCAGCAGAGGAUGAAGAAGAUGCAGCUGAGCAGGAGAGACGGAGACAAGCCCGUUUGGCCGCGUUGGCACGGCUGCGAACUGCGGCACAAAAGCUUCUUGAAGCGACCGGGAAAAUUGUGGCCAUUCUCCUUUUGGCAUUAGCUGGAAUUACAGUUCCAUCUGCAUUCUCUGGAGUUUAUUAUUUGCUUUUCAUUGGAAUUUGCACAUGGUGGGCCUGUCACUUUCCAAUGAGCCGUAUUGGAUUUAAUACAAUAUGUGUUAUGGUGGCGUUUUACACUGCAGGCCAUAUCAUCUGCCUGUAUAUCUAUCAGUCUGCAUUUAUCCAGGAGAUGUUCCCCUCUGAUGGACUCUGGUCGAGAUUGUUUGGCCUGAAGGAUAUUAUCCACUCAAACUGCAGCCAUCCUCAUGAGCUUGUCCUCAAUGUGAAUCAUACAUGGCCAGCAUUUGCAAACUUUGCAGUGUUGCUGCUACUUUAUUACACUGUGGCAUCACUGUUGAAGCUGAAGAAAAAAACAGGCCCCACAGAUGUGGCUCGGAAAAAUGGCGAGGAUGUUGAACUGGUAAAUCUUGAGCCUUGGUCAAUGAAACAGAAUGAAUCUGAAGAUGAAGCUAAACCAAUGUUGCAACCUGCCGGUGAGGGUCACGGUGAAGGAGACAGCGACAUUGUGCAUGUCAUUGGUGGACCAGGGCAGCCAGAUGCAGUUGAAACUUUGAAUCACCCUCCCACACUUGCACCGAGAUACUCCCAUUCACUGCUUCAUGGCCUCGGGCACGUGAUGAUGCAACAGAGCUACAUCUGCGCUCUCAUCAUCAUGAUGGUUUGGAGCAUUACGUUUCACAGCUGGCUAACCUUUGUGCUUUUGAUUUGGGCUUGCCUGAUCUGGAUUGUCCGUAGCCGACGACACCUUGCCUUGUUCUGCUCUCCAUUCAUUCUGCUGUAUGGGAUCUUGCUGUGCAGCCUGCACUAUGUUUGGGGAAUGGACUUGACUGAAGAACUUCCAACCAAAAUCGGAUUUGUGGUUCUGAAACAGCUGGGCCUAGCCCACAGGAAGGAUCACUGCCUCAGCCUCGGAGUCAUGCUGUUGUAUACGCUCACGUUUUGGCUCUUAUUGCGCCAAUUUGUCAAAGAAAAAUGCUUGAAGCACAAAGAGGUCCUGCUGAAGGAAGUAACUGUGCCUGAACCAGGUCAGGAGAAGAACGAUGUUUUGAAAUUACUUGGAGAACUCGUCAUGAGUUUCUAUGCCAAGUACUGGAUUUACAUUUGUGGAGGGAUGUUCUUCGUUGUCAGUUUCACUGGAAGAAUAGUGGUCUAUAAAAUUGUUUAUAUGUUCCUUUUCCUCCUUUGCCUGUCAUUCUAUCAGGUCUGUUACUUUCUGUGGCGGAAGCUGCUGAAACUGUUCUGGUGGCUAGUUGUUGCCUACACAAUGCUGGUGCUCAUUUCAGUGUACACCUUUCAGUUUGAUGACUUCCCACAUUACUGGAUGAACAUUACAGGAUUAACGGAGAAACAGUUAGGUGAUAUGGGAUUGGAGAAAUUCGGUGUCAGUGAGCUCUUCUCCAGCAUCCUGAUCCCUGCCUUUUUCCUGCUGUCCUGUAUUCUGCAGCUGCACUACUUCCACCGCUGUUUCAUGCAGAUCACUGACUUGGAGCACGUACCCACAAAGGGAAGUGGCCCACUGCACCGGCUGAAGGAAAAUUUAGUAGCGCGUUCUGAGGAAGCGGCUGAACUCCUUGGGAACGGGGCAGCAGAAGGAACAGACAGCGAGGACAAUGAACGCCCAGUGGCAGAGGAGAGCAGGCUUGAAGGAGAAAUUGCUGGCAAUAAAUGGGGCUUGGUGAUUGACCGCCUCUUGGUACUUUUCCUGAAAUUCUCCAAAGUCCUGAAUUCCAUCCAAGUGAAAAUUUGGAGGCUCCUUGAAUUACAUAUGAUGAAGCUGGUGGCACUGUUCAGUGUGUGGGUCGCAUUAAAGGAGCCGUCAGUCAUGAACUUUCUCUUCAUCGUCCUCUGGGCAUUUGCGAUGCCGUUCGCCAAGUUCCGACCAAUGGCUUCCUGCCUUUCCACUCUCUGGGUGUGCAUCAUUGUGGUCUGCAAAAUGCUGUAUCAGCUGAAGAUUGUAAACCCAGCCGAAUAUUCCAGCAACUGCACAGCGCACUCUCCAAAUGAGACUAAUCUAAAAGCGGAUGAAAUCAUGCAUUCUGGUCUGUACAGAGGGCCCAUAGACCCGGCCAACUGGUUUGGAUUCAGAAAAGAAUUUCCUGUUCUUGCCUACCUCCAAGAUCAUCUUCUUCUGCUAAUGUUACUCGUAUUUGAGAUAACUGUGUACCGGCACCAGGAGCACUACCGCAAGUAUAACCAGAUGGCCAGGCCCACCACCAGUACAUUAUUCCCAGAGAUCACUCGGCAGCACCUCGAUCAAAGUGUCGCCAGCUGUGCCAAGUAUUUCAGCAAUUUCUUCUUCUACAAGUUUGGUUUAGAGGUUUGCCUCAUUAUGACAGUCAAUGUGAUUGGGCAGCGGAUGAACUUCCUUGCGAUCAUUCACGCUUGCUGGUUGAUUGCCGUUGUGACCAGACGCCGACGGCAGGCGAUAGCCAGACUCUGGCCCAAGUACUGCAUCUUCCAGUCCCUUUUCCUGCUGUGCCAAUACCUAUUGUGCCUCGGAAUUCCUCCAGCUCUCUGUCUAGAUUACCCAUGGAGAUGGCCAUCCCCGAUCACCAUUCACUCUAGCCUCAUUAAAUGGUUCUAUCUGCCUGACUUUGUGGUUACCCCCAGCUCCAAACAUCUUUUCUAUGACUUUCUGUUGCUGAUGUGUUCAUCCCAUCAAUGGCAAGUAUUUAUUGAUGAAAGGAAGGAAGAAGUUAACACCAAAGCUGGUGAAAAUACAGAUAACCCUGAUCCCAUGACGGGCAAGGAUCUGAACCCAGUGCCAAACUUCCUUUACUGUCGGUGUUACCUGGACAUGAUAAAAGCCGUGGUCUUCCGAUAUCUCUUCUGGCUCGUGGCAGCAGUCAUCUUUGCAGCCGGCUCCACUCGAAUAAGUGUAUUUGGUCUGGGCUAUCUCCUUGCCUCCUUCUAUUUGCUUUUACUCGGUCGAAGACUUUUACUGAAGCCAGCAGCGAGUCGUUUAAACUUUUGGGAUUGCUUAAUUAUGUACAACAUUACUGUGAUGAUUGCAAAGAAUAUGCUCUCGCUCCUGGCCUGUGUCUUCUUGAAGCAGCUCCAAAGUAACUUCUGUUGGAUGAUCCAGUUAUUAAGUUUGCACUGCACUAUCAAAGGCUACUAUAAUGAGAAUGAUUUAAAGGAUCCAGGGUGUAGUUUGCCCGUGGGUGAAGCUGGCGUUCUCUGGGACAGCAUCUGCUUCUUUUUCCUUUUGCUUCAGCGCAGAGUCUUCCUCAGCUACUAUUUCAUCCACGUGACGGCUGACAUGAGAGCCUCCAAGCUGCAAGCCUCCAGGGGCUUCCAACUAUUCAAUGCCAGCAUCAUCAAAAACAUGAAUUUCCUGUGUGAAACUGAGAUGAAGUCCAAAGCACAAAUAAAGAGACAAAUGGAGAGAAUCCGGGGAAAACAGGAGAAAUACAGGAGAGGUGAAAGAAAUCCCAAUGACCCCAGUGAAAAAGAUGAAGAAGAUAAAGUGCUUCAAUCUGGAGACUAUUAUUUGUUUGAGUCGGACAGUGAGGAAGAUGAAGGAUGCGUACAGGAAGAGCAGAAGCCUCCCGAACACAGUGCCUUCCAGAUGGCGUACCAAGCCUGGGUAACAAAUGCAAAAUUGGCCUUAAAGAAUAGAAAAGAGCAUAAAAAGCUACUUCAGAAAUUUAAACUUGAUGCUGAGACACACAGGCGGUCACUAAAAGGAGUAAAAGAAAGAGAUGAAGUUUUGCAACAGGAGCCCUCAAAUGAAGAAGAAGUGGAGGAAGAAGACGAAGAGGAGGAAGAAGAAGAAAUUAAAUCUAAGGCUAAUGCAAUACAGCGUCUAACGUAUAUUCUGAAAUUUCUCUGGGUCCUGUUCCUUGCCAUGGUUGAUGGACUGACACAAUGGCUAAACACUGUCGCAAAGCAAUAUCUUGACACCUUCACUGUUCUGUGGAUAGAGCGCUAUCUAUUGACACAGAAACUUGCCCAGGGUGAGGGAAUGCAAGAACCUCAAGCUGGUUUUAUUGAGACAUCAGACAAUCGGCCACAGCAGCCGAACAUGGAUCCUGAAGACAUAACAGCGGGAAGUAGUCCACAACUCAAUACCACACCAAGUAAUUCGGAAGAAGAACAAGAAGCCCUGGCGACCUGUGACAAGAGUAAAGCAGUUCCCGAGAGCAGUAAAAUCAAAGGAAUUGAAGAACAAAGUCUGGCUGUGGAUUCCCUGGAAUCGGCCGAAUCUGUCACAGUCUCAGAGGAGACAAAUGUCUAUCCCAUCGCCCGAACUGAAACUGCCAGCGAGCUGCUUGCAAGCAGCCACUACUACAUUGAAGAAUUGGAAGAGUCGGAGAAGUUUUAUGACUCCCAGAAUCGCUUGUUGAAGCUGCUGUUUGCAAUGUACUACGUUGUUGCUGCUAAAUCUGAACUGGCCUGCUACUUCAUCAUUAUCUUGAACAAUCUGACGUCGGCCUCUGUAAUCACACUCUUCCUUCCAAUCCUCAUGUUCCUCUGGGCAAUGCUCUCCAUCCCUAGGCCCAGUAAACGGUUUUGGAUGACGGCAAUCAUCUACACCGAGGUGAUGGUGGUCAUUAAAUACUUGUUCCAGUUUGGAUUCUUCCCGUGGAACAGCCCCCAUGUCGCUUUACUUUAUGAAGACAAACCAUUCUUCCCACCACGAAUCCUUGGCUUGGAGAAAAUGGAGAGUUAUGUUAAAUAUGAUCUGAUACAACUUCUGGCACUCCUGUUCCAUCAGUCACUGCUAAAGCGGUAUGGAUUAUGGGAUGAUCAAGAGGAUCAAAAGAAAAAGGAUAAUGCAAAAGACAAGGAGGCCGUGCAAAAACCACCAGCUGUGAGCCUGGAUGAUGCUGCAGCUGAAGACGACCACAUUUCUGUCUUGCAACCAGAGCAGGAAGUGACAAAGCCUGGCUUUCUCUUCAGGAGGAGGAAGCAAGCCAAAGUAAAGGAAAGUUCAUCCCGAAAGCCGAGGAAGAAACGCACGAAAAAGGAAAAGGCGAGCAAGAAACUACGUGAAUUUUGGAUGAAGCUGAAAAACUUCCUUUUUAAGAUGGUGCAGAGUAUUUGUAGGCCUCUGCGCAACUAUUUCUACAACGUUCUACAUACAAAAUACCGUGCGGCAACGGAUGUAUACGCACUCAUGUUUUUGGCUGACGUGGUAGAUUUUGUGAUUAUCAUCUUUGGAUUCUGGGCAUUUGGAAAGCAUUCAGCAGCUGCCGACAUUGCAUCCACACUGUCUGAUGAUCAGGUUCCUGAAGCUUUCCUGGUGAUGGUGCUUGUUCAGUUCUCCACAAUGGUGAUAGAUCGUGCUUUAUACCUGCGCAAAACUUUACUGGGAAAGCUCGUUUUCCAGAUAAUCCUUGUGCUCGGGAUACAUUUCUGGAUGUUCUUCAUCUUACCCGCAGUCACAGAGCGAAUGUUUAAUCAGAACACAGUGGUGCAGCUGUGGUAUUUUGUGAAAUGCAUCUACUUUGCCUUGUCGGCCUACCAGAUCCGCUGUGGAUACCCGACCCGCAUCCUUGGCAACUUCCUCACCAAGAAAUACAAUCACGUCAACCUCUUUCUCUUCCAAGGUUUCCGCCUGGUGCCGUUUCUGGUGGAGCUCCGUGCUGUGAUGGACUGGGUUUGCACAGACACCACGCUCUCCCUGUCAAACUGGAUGUGCGUGGAGGACAUCUACGCCAACAUAUUUAUAAUCAAGUGCAGCCGUGAGACAGAAAAGCGUUAUCCACAGCCUAAGGGGCAGAAGAAAAAGAAGAUUGUCAAGUAUGGCAUGGGAGGCCUCAUCAUCCUUUUCCUCAUCUGCAUCAUCUGGUUUCCUCUUCUCUUCAUGUCGUUGGUCAGAUCGGUAGUCGGUGUAGUGAAUCACCCGGUCGAUGUGACAGUCACAGUUAAACUUGGUGGCUAUCAGCCCCUGUUUACAAUGAGUGCACAGCAACAUUCACUUAAACCGUUCGACCAAAAGGAUUAUGAUAACCUCUGUUCAAUGUUUGAACGCAAUCCAGCUGCUAUGCAGUUUAUUUCACUCUAUGGAUAUAAGGAUAUCAUGACUGCGCAUAUCGAGGGGAGUUCGGGGUCGUUGUGGAGUGUGAGUCCACCCAGUCGCCAGGCAAUGAUUACUGAACUCAAAAGCAAUGAAUCCGUGAUGACGCUUCGCCUGAUGUGGAAUUUUCAGAGAAACUUGAGUCUAGGUGGAGUCCAGGAACACGCAUCCGAGAAGCACAACAUUGAUCUGGAACCGGAGAACCCUGUGCGUGAGCAGUUGGCCGGUCUUCUCCUGGGAACGCGCAAGGAACCAGUGUUGAUCUCACAUAUGCUGCCAAAGUACAUCAGAGCUCCAAAUGGCCCAGAUGCCAAUCCUGUUGAACAGAUAAAUUCAGAGCAUGAAAACAAUUAUCUAAACGUGACGAUGGAACUGCAAAGGCACGUUGGCAGGAAUGCAAAUGAUCCGGACGGAAUCUUGGAAUGGUGGGUGAUCCAGACCAAAACUGAGGAGUGUAAACAGAACGAGUGUAAUGAACUGCAGAUGGUCAUCUUUAGUGACAAGGUCAGCCCACCAAGCCUUGGCUUCCUCGCUGGACACGGAAUAAUGGGUCUCUACAUCUCAAUUGUGUUGGUUGUCGGGAAGUUCGUGCGAGGCUUCUUCAGUGAAAUCUCCUAUUCCAUCAUGUUUGAGGAGUUGCCUUGUGUGAACCGUAUCUUAAAACUCUGCCAUGAUAUUUUCCUUGUGAGAGAGAACGGAGAAUUGGAAGUGGAAGAAGAGCUCUAUGCCAAACUGAUCUUCUUGUACAGGUCACCUGAAACCAUGAUCAAGUGGACUAGAGAGAAGGAUUAAGAAGCCAGUUUCUUUCUUUCUGCUUCGGUCCCUUCUUUCUCUGCCACUCUCCCAUUUACUCUUCACUGAGCCAAGUUGAUCUGCACACAGAAUUACCUCAGAUUGUCACAAAUCUCUCGUGCCUGCUUUAGCUGAUUAUAUUUGUUCCUUGGAGAACAAUCUUCCUUCACUAGUUUUAAUGAAAUGAACGUAAUGCCACGGCAUGCAAACACUACUCCUGGAUUUGGAUUUAAACCCUGAAAUGAACCAGUGGCAGUGUUGUAUAUUUGAAGACUGCGUGUUGAAUGGGGAAGAAACUGGGCUGUCUUGUUUUUACCACCUGCUUGCAUCAAAAAUGUUUUUUUUUUUUAAUCAAAUACUGACUUUGGCUAGUCAUUUAGUUUGGGUCAGAAUUGCGGGGCAGGUUAUUUAUCCAGGUCAACUGGGAAAGCUAAACCUGUCACCUGUUUCAUGGGACUUGGUGAAACGUGAAGAAGACUGACUAUACGGUUCUACUUCCUGACCGACAAAAGUCUCACAAUGUUCACAGUUCUGCAAAGAAACCACAAGGAUAGGGAGCCCUUGUACAUCAUUGAUACAUUUUUGAUAUUUUUAAAUAGAUUAUUUUUGGAAAACCUGCUUACCGGAAGAUCAUUUAUACAAAAAUAUUAUCGAUGACUUGAAACACUCCCUGAGGAACAAUCCCUGAGGAACAUCACACGUUGAGAAGAAUCAUUGAAUGUCAGAUUGAAUUCUUGAAGCCGGGCUGCUUUAGUGAGGUUAAACCUUUAGCAGUGUGGCACUGGGACAUCAUAGCUAUGCCAAAGGAACAUCAUGUUUAUUUUACACUUUCAAACUGAUGAAUUUGUGGCCCAGUGCAAUUUCUCAAAAGUGCCUGCGAUUCUCAUUAAUCUGGCUGCAAUCAUUGUAAAAUUACUAUUUUUGAGCAGCUUUAAUGUUCAAUGGGGCUUUUGUGCAACAACCCAGUCAUCCAACCUUUUACUAAAGGUCAAGUCGCAGUUGAUUCUAAUUACUGGAUAUCCAUAUAUAUAUAUAUAUAUAUAUUAUAUAUAAAUGAAGAAUAUUUGUAAAGGAAAUGAAAAUGAUAAAAAUGAUACCUUUUUCUAAAUUAAAGAAGUCCUUUGAAUGACUACGGUUGUAUACUUUCCUGUUGUGAGA
Molecule: messenger RNA, 8930 nt
Organism: Leucoraja erinaceus (little skate)
Lineage: Eukaryota; Metazoa; Chordata; Chondrichthyes; Rajiformes; Rajidae
Gene: piezo1
Product: piezo-type mechanosensitive ion channel component 1
Exons: 51
Coding region: 285-7772 (2495 amino acids)
Biological process (GO): cellular response to mechanical stimulus; detection of mechanical stimulus; regulation of membrane potential
Cellular component (GO): endoplasmic reticulum; plasma membrane
Molecular function (GO): mechanosensitive monoatomic ion channel activity; monoatomic cation channel activity
Source: RefSeq, a predicted model, not a curated record